Messenger RNA from Lasiosphaeria miniovina, 1071 nucleotides. Its product is annotated as CRAL-TRIO domain-containing protein. The transcript is spliced from 3 exons. The record is from RefSeq and is a predicted model, not a curated record. Lineage: Eukaryota; Fungi; Ascomycota; Sordariomycetes; Sordariales; Lasiosphaeriaceae. The coding region runs from base 1 to 1071 and encodes 356 amino acids.
AUGGGUGCACCUGCUCCGGCUCAGCGGCGUCGAGGAGGGCCUCGAGCCGACCGGAGCCACGAGCUCCAGCAGCACGUGGGCAGCCUGUCGCCGGCCGAGUUCCGGCAGCGGCUGUGGGACUUCGUGCUGGCGGACCACCCGGACGUGCUGGUGCUGCGGUUCCUGCGGGCGCGCAGGUGGGAGGUGGCGAGGGCGGUGGCGAUGCUCGCGUCCGCGCUCAGCUGGCGGCACGCGCAGCAGAUCGACGAGGUGGUCGUGGGGUGCGGCGAGAGCGCGGCGCUGGCGCCCGACGACAAGGCCGCCCUCGUCGCGCAGUACCGGGCCGGCAAGGCGUACGUGCGCGGGGCCGACCGCGCGCGCCGCCCCGUCUUCGUGAUCCGCGUUCGCCUGCACGACCCGAAGCUGCAGCCGGCCGCGGUCAUGGAGCGCUUCGUGCUGCACAGCAUCGAGACCAUGCGCGCCAUGCUGCGCUACCCCCGCGAGAAGGCGUGUCUCGUCUUCGACCUGACCGGCUUCGCCCUGCGCAACAUGGACUUCUACGUCGUCAAGUUCCUCGGCAUCUGGAAGAUCAUCCGGCCGUGGCUGGACCCGGUGAUCGCGUCCAAGGUCCACUUCACGAGCGGCCCCCGCGAGCUGGCCCGCUUCAUCGCGCCCGACAACCUGCAGCUGUGCUACGGCGGGCAGGACGCGUGGGAGUUUACGUAUGUGGCGGCGGCAGACGCCAGCGAGAACGACCGCAUGCGCUCCGAGAAGAAGCACGCCGUGCGCGCCGAGCGCGACGCCCUCGUCCGCCGCUUCGAGCAGCUGUCGGCCGAGUGGGCCGGCGGUGCCAGUGCCACGCACGAGGAUUGUGUUGUGCCGCCGGAGGCUGAUGUCAACGCCCGUGCCGCUGCUGAUGUCGACGUUGAAGCGGCUCGGCGCAAGGUGGCUGCCGAACGCCGCAACGAGCUCGCUGGUCAGCUGAGGGAAAGCUUCUGGAAGCUUGGCCCGUAUGUUCGUGCCAGGACGUAUUACCACCGCGUUGGAGUUAUCGGGCCCGCCGGCGAGGUGGACUACAAGGCGGCCCCAUAG